Acaulospora colombiana is the source of this 311-nucleotide messenger RNA. NCBI's taxonomy places the organism in Eukaryota, Fungi, Glomeromycota, Glomeromycetes, Diversisporales, Acaulosporaceae. The record is from the annotation of a GenBank genome assembly.
AUGCCCAGUACUAUUGACUUGGCCAGACCGGGGCGCCCAGUCGACUUGGUUGUGUGCACACACCUUGAUGGCCUGUCACAAACACCUCUAGAACUGGAACGCGACAUUCAAACGCGAAAGGAUCAGAUAUCUCGUGUCUUUGGGAUCGAUAAUUCGAAUAUUGUCAUGGCUACUCCAGUUUGGGGUGCCACGAUCUAUUUCAAUGGAAUGGUUCUAGAUUUAUCCGUAUUUUCAAGUGCAUUAAUGCUGCUUGUGGCAACGAGAGGAUCUAUAAACGGUCACCUCCUGACGAGGUCAAGCAGGACUUCAAA